Messenger RNA from Danio aesculapii, 2377 nucleotides. RefSeq names its product POU class 6 homeobox 2 (gene pou6f2). NCBI's taxonomy places the organism in Eukaryota, Metazoa, Chordata, Actinopteri, Cypriniformes, Danionidae. The transcript is spliced from 10 exons. Gene Ontology annotation, biological process: regulation of transcription by RNA polymerase II. The coding region runs from base 1 to 2172 and encodes 723 amino acids. The record is from RefSeq and is a predicted model, not a curated record. Gene Ontology annotation, molecular function: RNA polymerase II cis-regulatory region sequence-specific DNA binding; DNA-binding transcription factor activity, RNA polymerase II-specific.
AUGAUCACAGGGCAGCUGAGCAAACCGUUGCUCCCCCUGCGUGCCGAUAUGGACGCCUGCGAGCUGCGGGAUGACGACAAAGCGGCCAGUCCGGACAGCGAGCUCAACGAGGAGCCCUUGCUGCUGUCAGCUGACACCGACUCGGAGGAGAAGAUGUAUGGUGGUCGAGUUGGUUCAGUUCAAUCUGAUGCCAGCAGCAGUCCCACAGAACAUGGUCAUAUGGGCCAGUCUCACCCCACGUACCCUGUAGGACCACAGUCUCUACUGGUUGCUCAGCAGCUGGCGUCGGCAGUUAGUGGAGUGAUGUCUGGCGGAGCUCCGGGUUUAAACCAGCCCAUUCUGAUUCCUUUUAAUGCUGGUGGGCAUCUGGGUGGGCAGCAGGGCCUGGUCCUCUCUCUGCCCACUGCUGCCAACAUACAGGGCUUGGUCGCAGCUGCUGCUGCUGGUGGUAUCAUGGCACUCCCCCUACAGAAUCUGCAAGCUACCUCAUCCCUAAACUCUCAGCUCCAGCAUCUCCAGCAGCUCCAACAGCUCCAGCAUCACCAGCAACAGCAUCAUCAUCAUCAGCAACAGCAGCAGCAGCAGCAACAGAGGGAACGUGAACGAGAGCGAGAACGAGAACGAGAGCAACGAGAACGAGAACGAGAACGAGAGCAGCGUGAAAGAGACCAACAACGAGAGCGAGAGCAGCACCAACAGCUCUGCGGCCCGACACAUCUCCAGCCCCCCAGCCAUCAUCAGCUGACUCCUCCAAUCCAAUCACAAGUGUCUGGACCUUCUCCAGGCCCCGUCCCCGCCUGUACCCCCUCCAAUCAUAGCUCAGCUCAGCCUCCCCAGUCUCCGCCUCCUCACAGGCAAAACCAGUCACCGGCUCGCAGCUUGCCAUCACCUGUCACACCACCUCUGCCACUUCAGGGGAACGCAUUUCAUCUACUCCGUCAGAGAGAGAGUGAAGGGGAGAAAAAAAGAGAGUGUUUGCCCUCAGAUAGGCUCAACCCUUUGGCCAGUCAGGCAGCGGUUGCAGCAGCAGCAGCGAUGGGUUCAAUUGCCGGGUCACAGGUGUUUGGUAAUGCUCUGUCCAGCCUGCAGGGUGUCACUGGACAACUGGUCACAAAUGCACAAGGACAGAUCAUUGGUACGAUCCCUCUGAUGCCCAACUCUGUAGGACCUUCCAGCCAAUCAGGGGGCGGGACUUCCUCCCUGCAGGUCCAGCCAAUCACUCCACAGCUGCUGACCAACGCACAGGGUCAGAUUAUAGCCACUGUGAUCGGCAACCAGAUCCUGCCAGUGAUCAACACCCAGGGAAUCACACUGUCACCCAUUAAACCUGGACAGCAGCUGUCGCAGACCGGCCAGACUCCACAGGCUCCUCCUGUGUCCCAGCCCAAUCUGCUCCGUAUGCCUCACAGCCAGAGUCCCCUCCGGCAAGCCUCUUCCUCCUCCUCAACAUCCUCAUCCUCGUCCUCGGCUCUCAGCGUUGGCCAGCUAGUCAGCAACCCCCAGACUGCCCCCAGUGAAGUGGAUGGUGUAAACCUGGAGGAGAUUCGAGAAUUUGCCAAAGCGUUUAAGAUUCGGCGUCUGUCUCUGGGUCUGACUCAAACUCAGGUGGGCCAGGCACUCAGUGCAACUGAAGGUCCAGCCUACAGCCAGUCUGCCAUCUGCAGACACACCAUCCUGAGAAGCCACUUUUUCCUACCACAGGAAGCCCAAGAGAACACUAUAGCUAGCAGUCUGACAGGCAAACUGAACCCUGGCCUUUUAUAUCCUGCCAGGUUCGAGAAGUUGGACAUCACCCCAAAAAGCGCCCAGAAGAUUAAGCCCGUGCUGGAGCGCUGGAUGGCAGAGGCGGAAGCCCGCCAUCGCUCCGGUAUGCAGAACCUGACCGAGUUUAUCGGCAGCGAGCCCUCCAAAAAGCGCAAACGCCGGACAUCUUUCACGCCGCAGGCCCUGGAAAUCCUCAACAGCCACUUCGAGAAGAAUACUCACCCUUCCGGUCAGGAGAUGACGGAAAUCGCUGAGAAACUGAACUAUGAUCGCGAGGUGGUGCGCGUCUGGUUCUGCAAUAAGAGGCAAGCUUUGAAAAACACUAUAAAGAGGCUCAAACAGCCUGAGGGACUUGGGCCGGUCGCACCGAUGGACCCUCUGGUUGAUAAUAUGGAGGAACACCCGUGAGCAUCCAAUGCGAUGGUGAAACUUCUGAUGUUGGGGACUUUAAAGAACUGGACGAUUGCUAUCCAAUGACCUGUCGAUUGGAUGAACUGUUGACAAAGGCUUAAAGAAUUAUUGUCAGUGUUAUCAUCACAAAAGCAAAAACCAAAAAAGUCAAGAAAAAAAAAACAGAGAGUUGUGUGAAGCAGUUUGUGGGAUCAUAUUUAAA